AUGAAGACGGCGUGGUUGUGUGUUUUUAUAUCAUCGCUGUGUCUGGUAGUUGCAGGACAAGCCUCAUAUCCUACUAGUAAAGUUUCAUUCUGUAAUGUAACAGGUAAAUGGCACACUGAGCAUGGCUCACUCCUUAAGCUCAGCAGUGAUGGACAGGUGGUGAGGGGGGUGUACCAGACAGCACUGGAGAGUGUGCAUGGAGCAGCAGGUCCUAACAGAGAGGGGAAGGUGCUUGGUGUUAUUGGUGAAGGUCCUCAACCCACCAUUGCUUUCUCUGUGCUGUGGGCUAAAGGAUCAUGUGCGACAUGGAUUGGUCAGUGCUUCAUUUUGGAGGGAGGUGGUCAAGUCCUGAAAACCCUGUGGAUGUUGCGCUCUGUUGCAGAGAGCUCCUAUGAUAACUGGGAGAGCACCAGGCUGGGAGAGGACCAGUUCAUAUUUGUUGGAACUGGAAGUCUGAACAGUAUCAGUGGGUUUGCUUAGUUGAUGGCAUACUAAUAAAUG
Messenger RNA from Trichomycterus rosablanca, 501 nucleotides. It is a transcript of the gene avd, whose product is annotated as avidin. Gene Ontology annotation, molecular function: biotin binding. The record is from RefSeq and is a predicted model, not a curated record. The transcript has 4 exons. NCBI's taxonomy places the organism in Eukaryota, Metazoa, Chordata, Actinopteri, Siluriformes, Trichomycteridae. Bases 1 to 480 code for a protein of 159 amino acids.